Mugil cephalus (flathead mullet) is the source of this 4413-nucleotide messenger RNA. It is a transcript of the gene prkcab, whose product is annotated as protein kinase C, alpha, b. The record is from RefSeq and is a predicted model, not a curated record. The coding region runs from base 158 to 2200 and encodes 680 amino acids. Gene Ontology annotation, biological process: protein phosphorylation. Lineage: Eukaryota; Metazoa; Chordata; Actinopteri; Mugiliformes; Mugilidae. The transcript is spliced from 18 exons. Gene Ontology annotation, molecular function: diacylglycerol-dependent serine/threonine kinase activity; zinc ion binding; ATP binding.
GGGAGGCGUGCGGUCCGUCAGGAGCCAGCCAGAAAAGAGAGAAAUAAACAAGCCCUACCGCUUGUCAGGGGCUGCGAAGAGACUAGGACCUCACAAAAAUAAACAAAUAAAUACAUAAAUAACAAUUAAAUAUAUAUAUAUCUUUUUUAUCUUCGUUAUGGCUGAUCAUCUUUUACAUUAUAACGACUCUGCAGGGGUCGGGAACCGAUUCGCUCGCAAGGGGGCUUUGCGACAGAAAAACGUUCACGAAGUGAAGAACCACAAGUUUACUGCAAGAUUUUUCAAGCAGCCGACCUUCUGCAGCCACUGCACCGACUUCAUAUGGGGAUUUGGGAAACAAGGAUUUCAGUGCCAAGUGUGCUGUUUUGUGGUCCACAAACGGUGCCAUGAGUUCGUCAGCUUCUCCUGCCCUGGAGCCGACAAGGGUCCUGACACAGAUGACCCCAGAAGCAAGCACAAGUUCAAGAUCCACACGUACGGCAGUCCGACCUUCUGCGACCACUGUGGUUCGCUGCUGUAUGGCCUCAUCCACCAAGGGAUGAAAUGUGACACCUGCGACAUGAACGUGCACAAGCAGUGUGUGGUCAACGUGCCGAGCCUGUGUGGGACGGACCACACAGAGCGCCGGGGUCGCCUGUUCCUCAAGAUCGAGGUCAGCGGGGACAGGCUACACGUCACAGUGGGCGAGGCCAGAAACCUGAUUCCCAUGGAUCCCAACGGCCUGUCAGACCCAUACGUUAAACUCAAGCUCAUCCCAGACCCAAAGAACGAGACCAAACAGAAGACCAGGACCAUCCGCUCCUCCCUCAACCCCUGCUGGAACGAGUCCUUCAUCUUUAAGCUCAAGGCAUCGGAUAAGGACCGGCGUCUGUCCAUUGAGGUGUGGGACUGGGACCGAACCACCCGGAACGACUUCAUGGGUUCCAUGUCGUUCGGGGUGUCCGAGCUCCUCAAGGCCACCAACUGUGGAUGGUACAAGUUGCUGAACCAGGAAGAGGGAGAGUACUACAACGUCCCCAUUCCCGAGGUGGACGACGUCAACCUGGAGCUCCGACAGAAGUUUGAGGCCUGCCAGUUAAAUAUCCACUAUCUCAAGAAAGCCAAGCUAGGCCACGGUAAGAAAGUGAUCACGCCAUCAGACCACCGGCGGUUCAGCCUGCCUUCGGGUAACAUGGACCGCGUCCGACUCAGCGACUUCAACUUCCUGGCCCUGCUGGGGAAGGGCAGCUUCGGCAAGGUGAUGUUGGCAGAGAUGAAGUCGACGGAGGAGCUCUACGCCAUAAAGAUCCUGAAGAAAGAUGUAGUGAUCCAGGAUGACGAUGUCGAAUGUACGAUGGUGGAGAAGAGGGUCCUGGCCCAGAGGGACAAACCACCCUUCCUCACACAGCUCCACUCCUGCUUCCAGACUGUGGACCGGCUAUACUUUGUGAUGGAGUACAUCAAUGGAGGAGAUCUCAUGUAUCAUAUCCAGCGUAUGGGCAAGUUCAAGGAGCCACAGGCGGUGUUUUAUGCUGCAGAGAUUGCUGUCGGUUUGUUUUUCUUGCACCGAAAGGGAAUUAUCUACAGGGAUCUGAAGCUGGACAACGUGAUGCUGGACUCUGAGGGCCACAUCAAGAUAGCCGACUUCGGCAUGUGCAAGGAGAACAUGUACGAAGGGAUGACCACGCGUACCUUCUGCGGCACUCCGGAUUACAUCGCGCCUGAGAUUAUAGCAUACCAGCCCUAUGCAAAAUCAGUGGACUGGUGGGCCUAUGGCGUUCUCCUGUAUGAGAUGCUAGCGGGACAGCCUCCUUUUGAUGGAGAAGACGAGGACGAGCUCUUCCAGUCUAUCAUGGAGCACAAUGUGUCCUACCCCAAGUCCAUGUCUAAGGAAGCUGUUGUCAUCUGCAAAGGGCUGAUGACCAAGCACCCAUCGAAGCGACUCGGCUGUGGCCCGGAGGGCGAGAGGGACAUCAGGGAGCAGGCCUUCUUCAGACGCAUCGACUGGGAACGUCUCGCCAACAGAGAGAUCCAGCCGCCGUUCAAACCCAAAGUGUGCGGCAAAGGGGCCGAAAACUUCGACAAGUUCUUCACGCGCACCCAGCCCGUGCUGACCCCGCCCGACCAGCUCGUCAUCGCCAACAUAGACCAGAGCGAGUUUGCCGGCUUCUCCUACAUCAACCCUCAGUUCAUCCAUCCGUCUCUGCACAGCGUGGUAUGAGGAGAGAGCGGAAAGUUGAAAAAGAGAAAAAAAAAAAAAAAAAAACGCACUGACGCCGAACACAAGUUCCUUCCAACCUCCACCGAACAUCCCUCCCCUCCGCCAGCGGACUCAUAUCAACCCCUGCAGUUCUCUGUCUACUAGUUAUCCAGUUAUCUAGUAUCUGUGUGCAGAAGUGACUGAGGAGAAAGCGGCAAAGCGACAAAGUGAUGGACAAUCUGAAGGGAGGACAGUGUUUCUCAUCAUUCUUUCCCUAAACAUCUCAUAACGUGUUCUUUAUUCUAAAUCUGUAUCCGUGUUUACCCAAACCUGCAGCCUUUAUCUCGUGAAUGAAUGUCGGUAUCAGUUACUAUCUCUUUAGAUAUUGAAGAUACGUCGUUUUUUUUCUCCUUCUCAUCCCGCUCACGCGCCUCCCCACCCCCCAUCUUAUUACGCAACAAGCUGCAAUGCACGACAAGAACAGAACAUAUUAUUCUGCUCUGUCCCAGCUUUAUCUACUUCUGAACUGCUAUAUGUGUAUAUUAUAUUUCUAUACUUAAAAAAAAAAAACGGAAAGAAAAGAAGUAGUUUACUGUUACUUGAGUGCCAAAGUAGAAGUGGAAUAUUACAUUUCUAUCACAGUGGCAAAAGUCCUUUAAUGUUUUUUCCCCCCCUUCUCUGUCCCAUCCCAGCUGUGUCCUCACACUAAAAGCCCUUAAACAAGGACUGUUUAUAUCUGUUGUUUUUGUAGGACAUGUAUCCAGAGUAUAUCUAACACGACACGUGGAGACGGAGGCGAAUUGUGGUUAUGUUUACAAGCUGUCCGGUUCUUUUCAAUGCGGCACGUGUUGCCCACAGUUGAGGGGACGCAGGGUCAGAAAACUGUACGGGACAGUGUUUUCGAGUAUAAAGAUGCUAUUUCCAUAUGCACAAAGCAAAUCUCUGUUGCAUGUUUAUUUUUCUGACCUGUAGACUCUAGGAUGCAGUACACGUCUGGCUAAAGUUUAGUAAUAUGAUAUUAACUAUGUUAGUAUGUUAUUAGCUGUACGUUUAUUCUGGAGAAAAGUUUAGAAAGAGGUUCCUUCGUUUACUUUUAUGUCGAGAUAUAUAUAUACAUAUAUAUAUAUAUGUCAAACCCUCUAUUGUAAGUCGACCAUUUUUUUCUAAAUAUGUUUCAAAAAGAGCGGUUACUUGCAGAUUUUAUACAACAAACUGAAUGUGCUUUUACUACCAUAGAUGGUUUCUAUGUUUAGGUUAGCCCGGAGAAUAGUUUUAAAACGUUUGGCUGAAUCUUUGGUAUCUUUGGUAUCGGCGAACAUUGUUGUAUUGUAUUUCCACUAUUUACCCGUCGUUUUUUUCUACUACUCAGUAUCCUAAACAGAAUAUGCAGCACUUAGCGUGCGUGGAAUGGUUGAAUUCCCUCUUGCCUUGGUCGUUUCGGGGCCUUCUGAAACAAGCCGAACUCAAAAUCAAGUUAAUGUUGUGGGGAUUUCGGAGCCCUUGUGUGCUUUAAAAAAAAGAAAAUAAAAAAAAAAACGUAUCGUGUGCAUGCUUGAGGCGAGGAGUCAUCUAAGCAUGAGAAAGACCCCUGCAUGUGGAGCACGGACUUCCCACCCCUGCCCUGUCACGCAGAACGAGACAGCCCCGGUCCGGACGACUUCUUCUGCUCGCGUCUGUUUCCCCCCACCCGCUGUCAUGUAGCUCGUCGGGCUGAAAAGCUGAAUUAUAAACGGACAAAUGUGUGUAAAUUGCUUCCGAUGGCUUUCCGUUCUCUCGUGCCAAACAGCGUCUUUAUGUUUCCAGGUCAGGUGUCUGCAGCGGUUUAUUUAUUUCAACUACUCGGGGGUGGUUGGGAGGGGGAGGGGGAUACAAAGGCUUCAAAAACUGCCAAAUUCAGAAAGACUGUACAAACACAGCCGGUUACUGAACAUGUGAUUUGAUGCUGAAGUUGCCACAUACAUAUGGAAGUAAAUGACAUCUUUAAGGUUAAACUGAAUGUUUAUAUGUCUCAUAUUGAGAAUCCCAAUUGGGAGAAGAAAUAAAAAAUUAAAUAAAUGAAUUAUAUUUGGUUGUGAGGGUACAAAACCACUACAGGCUCCGGUUAAAUCCACAGGGAUAUUUAUAUGUUUCUUUCAGUAGCCCAACUUUGUUAACCUGACUCUUCUUGUUCCUCUCUUCAUUGUGGUAUGACGGAUACUGUGUCUAAAUAAAGUAUCGAAAAUAUUUUAAAAAUA